UACGAGCGACUUGAUCGAGGCGUUUACAAAUAUUCCUCAAGGGCCGAUCAUCCAUCAUGAGAACUUGGUGGAAUCAGUGGUCAAACGCUCCGCGCGCACACAGCUGAUGCAUCCGAAAAACCGCGCCAAAAGUCUCCCUCGCUAUUCUUUCUCCUCCUCCUCCGCCUUGAGAGCGAGAACCCGAGCACCGCGUGCCUCUCCACACAAUCUCUCGUCCAUCUCUCCUCUCCCUCACACACAUACACACACACACAGGCUCUCCACAAUACAACUCUAACCGCGCGCGAGCUCAGCGCGUGAGUCAUCGGCGGCGCAGCGCUGACUGCGCUAUGCCUCUCGUUGUAAUUCAUCGGGACGAUGAUGAUUGACUCCCCUACCACCGCCACUACUACACAACUCCUCCUCCUCGAGCGCACUCCGCGAGCGAGCGCUCUGUCAGUCGGAUGCGUGUAGAGUUAUCGCUCUCGAUUUCGUGACAUUUCGACGUGUUUUUUUUUGUCUUUCUUCCUUCCUUCGCUGGAACACUCUGUGAUACCGGAGACGCCGUGUGGAUGUGAACAGUGCGCGGAGAUAAGAGGAGGAGGAGACAGUCGAAGAGCGAUGCGCUGAUGAAGGAGAGGAGACACCCAGUUCGAGUCGAGCUGCGCGUGACGCCGGAGCGAAUAUAAGCUUCCAGUGUGUGUAUGUGCCUCUCGGAUGGAUACAGUACUGUAACAGAAUUGAAUUUUCGGUGCGACGAUCGGUUUGUUUUGACUCGAGGUCGCGCGCGCUGAUUCACGAGUCGAUGCAGAAUCGCGCGUAGGAAGCUUGUAUAGCAAAGAAAAACCAGCGGCGUCACAGCGGAGAAGAAGAGGGAACGAUCCGACACUCGUCGUCGAGAGUGCGGCGCUGAACUUGCAUCGCCGCACACAUACACAUACCGAAGACGGGCGAGAAUUCCAAAGCAGCUCUCGUCGGGUCAUGCCGUCGACGCUCGAUGGCCCGUGAAAGCGAGGCACGACAACGGACCUGGUGCCUCAGCUGCUGGGCAUGUUCGACGAGUUGGCCCGAGGCAAGGCCGAGCCGAGCAUUAGCCAGGAGCAGCAUGUGGCGCUGCAGAAACGCCUGAGUCUCGUGCAGAAGAGGAAGAGCAGCUGUCGAGUCUCGCAGCUGUACGCUUGCAAUAACUCGGACGACAUAAUGCCACCGGCGCCGGGGGACGAGGCCGAGAUCAACGGACACCACGCGGUCGUCGGCUGUAACCACCCGACCAUCGUCGUCGAGGACAAGAGCAGUCCGGUGCUCGGUCGAGGGAGUCAACAGGCUUCGCCCGCGCCGCUUAGGUACAGCGGGCGAAGAUGCCGCUCGCAGCAGCAGCCGGGCAGUCGGCCGGUCUCCGGAAGCUCGAUAGCCUCGAGCACCUCGUCGAGCGGCUGCAGCAACCAGGGAAACGCGAGCAGCGCGGCCAAUCCAUAUUUGGCCUCGGUCGAAUCGCUCGCCGACACUUGCGCCAGUUCUCAAGGUUCCGGGGACAGCGGCGUGGUGACGAUCUCCGAGUCCAGCGUCAACGGGCCCAGCCUGACGAGCAACGGCAGCGGCACGGGUCGACCGAACGGCAAAAUACGCAUGUCCGAGGUCGACCGAGCGACGGCGGCGAGAUUCUUCGACGAGCGAAGGCCGAGAUACUGUGAUCCACACCGUAGCCCCGUCGAGAGGGUCCUGCUGGAGAUCGUCGACACCGAGGCCGUCUACGUCGAGCACCUCCGACAAGUCAUUCAGGGGUAUUUAAUUUUCUGGAGGGACGAUCCCGCCUCGCUCAUCAGGGAUCUCGAGCUCAACGGACUGUUCAGCAACAUCGAGGAUAUCUUCGAGUUCAAUCGGAAUUUCCUCUCCGCCCUGGACAGCAGCGGACUCGACCCGAUAGCCGUUGCCAAUACCUUCAUAGAGCACAAUUCUGGCUUCAAAGUUUACACGGAGUAUUGCACGAAUUACCCGACAACCGUCUCGAUACUAACGGAACUGAUGAGUCAAGAGGUGAUCGCCAGAGCCUUCCGAGAGCGUCAGGCAGCGCUGGGCCACCUGCUCCCCCUGGGCUCGUUCCUCCUGAAACCGGUGCAGCGGAUCCUCAAGUACCACCUCCUGCUGGAGAACCUCUCGAAGGAGUUCGAAGCGAAGCUCGAGCUGGAAGGCAGCGACGAAGCCGACAACUCGAGCGCGGCGGAGGGUAGAGCAGCUCUUGAGGGAGCUCUGCAGGCGAUGACGGGCAUCGCGAGGCACAUCAACGCGAUGAAGCGCAAGCACGAGCACGCCGUGCGCGUCCAGGAGAUCCAGUCGUUGCUCUACGGCUGGCCGGGACCCGACCUCACCACCAGCGGUGAACUCAUCGCCGAGGGCAGCUUCCGGAUGCGCGGAGCCAAGGCGCCGAGACACGCCUUCCUCUUCGACCGGAUGCUUCUGCUCACCAAGAAGCGCGAGGACGGACUGCUCGUCUACAAGGCCCACAUACUCUGCUCGAACUUGACGCUGAUGGAGAGCAUUCCCGGAGAGCCGCUCAGCUUUCAUGUGAUACCGUUCGACAACUCGCAGCUGCAGUACAAGCUGCAGGCGAGGAACCUCGAGCAGAAGCGCGAGUGGACGCUGCAGAUCAAGAGGGUGAUACUCGAGAACUACAACGCCGUGAUACCGUCGCACGCGCGACAACUAGUGCUGCAGAUCGGUCAGAAUAGGUCGGAGGACGACGCUACGCCAGAACGAUACAAAAAGUCCUCGGAGUAUUUCGACAGCAGGAAAGCGGACCGGGAGAGGAGGCGAUCGGAGACUGGUCUCAGGCAAAAGCUGAAGAAGGGCAGGAAGAGUGAUGUGUCGAUAAGCACCGCUGAGAAUUCGCCUAUGGUCGCGCGAAAGAACCAGUCGGCGGAGUCCAUCCACUUCGGAUCUAGGGACGAAAAUCUUAAUCGGAGCUCCGAGAUUCGAGGGUCAAAGAUUAAGGAUCGAUUCACGAGUUGGAGGAGGAAAUCCGAGCCAGGUUUUCAGUCCUACAUAAACCUGAACCCAUCGGACCACGAGGAGACCGAAACAGUGGACGCUACGGCAAACGACAGCAGCAGCACCACGCCAACUCAGGACCUAGCGGAGAGCAAAGACGGCGAGGCACAAACGGAGCCCGACGGCAACACCACGACCGAGCCUCCGAGUCCCUCUUCACAAACCAAAGAACCCAGCAACGUCGACGAUUUAAGUAAAGAGCUCAAGAGCCAGCAGAGCGUCGAGGAGAUAGUCGGCAACAUCCUAAUGAAUAGUCAGGAGUUUCAGAGACGCCUCGACAAGCAACAUCAGCAGCUUCCUCGUAACCACAGCGUUUUACACAAUAGUAUUCUGAAGCAGCGGAUCGCGAAGAGCGCGGCAACGCUCGACAGUUCCGAGGAAGAGGAUACGGACAACGAGGACAAAGCCACGAGCAACGGAGGCACUUCUUACAACAAGUCGCGCUCCAGGUUUUCGAGGCGGGAACAGUGCUUCGUGCGCGCCGUCAACGCCUACAAUCAACGCAGUUUCCGAUCGCAGUACGACAGUUUCCGCAACGUCGAUACUCUCGACGACUCGAUGCUUCAACGGCAAAAUUCCAGUUCUGCGGCGGUCAGGACCUCGACAACUCGUUCAUCUAAUCACGAAAAGCGAUCGCCGCCUGAAAGCUUCAAAAAGCCGAACUUUGGCAGCGACAGUCGGGUUAUCAGAACGGCCCUGCGCAUUCGUGAGGACUGCUGCGACUCCGGCUCUGAGCACGAGGAUCGGGAAGAACCGAUAUACGAGACUCCCAUGAUCGUGAAGAAAGAUGAAGCUGUCGUCGACGAUAAAGGUAAUCUGAGCAACUACGACAAUCUCCAACACGCCUGGCACGACUGUCUAGAGACAGACGACGGCACUAUCCAGGACUGUCCAACAAAAGCCGCCGUCUGGCUCACCAAGCUCUGCGAGGGUUUACCCGACCAGCCGCAGAAGUGCGGCUCGCUGCCUCGCAGCUUCCAGAUGAUGAACGCAACAGAUGACGACCUGGGGCACGUGUCAAAGUCGCGAUUCUUGCAACGUGACGGUAAAUCUAUGACCGAGCGCCCCUUCACCAUCGCCUCGGACAAGCCUGCAGAGAUCAAUCUCGAGGACAUGGAGCGCUACGCGUCGACGUGUCAGGGUUCCGCGAGGAUAGCCAAGUUUCCGACCGGAGGCGGUUCGUCCACCUCGUCGUCGACGUUUUUUUGCUCAUUGGACGACGCGUCUUUCACCGAUACGGACUCGAUGAGCAGAGGGACCACGCUGUCGUCGAGUACUCACGUGCAUCCGGAUCACAAGAUCUAUCGAGCCAACAGAUCCGUUAGCAAAGAUCUAACCAGCGGUACGAUAACAUCCAAUUACUCGAGCUCAAGUAUCCGCAGCGUGCUCUCGAAAGCCGGCAGUCGCCUGCAAGGUCUGCGAUCGAGUCAAAGCACCGAAGCGCUCGAGUGCAGCGAGGAGAUCGAGCGCACGCGCUACUUCCGUUCGUUCAGCAAGCGCGGUAAGAAUAAGAAUAGUAUAAAGUCCUCUUCGAGGGACACCAUCACUUCGGACGUCGAGGAAGUGGUCGGCUGCGUCGUCACGAACAAUAACAGCAGCUCCAAGCUGCGUCUCGAUCAUUUGCCAUAUCAUAAACAGGGUAGCCCAAGCCUGGGCGCGCGCAUUGCCCAAUCGGACUACGCGGAUCCGAUUAAAUUGUUUGCCGAGAGCCGUAGGAAUCUACUCAGUAGCGCUCAUUCGAUGCGGAGCGUAGUCGACAACGAAGAGAUGGAUGAUGGUCACGACGAGGUAUUUGAGACGGUAGAGGAAGCGAUCGAGGCUCUGGAGAGCGAUAGCUUUUACGAAAAGUCUUUUGAGACGAUCGAGAACUACGUGGAGGGCGAGACUGAGGAAACCUUCAGGGAUAGUGCAAUAUUUAGCGAUGUCGACGACUCCAGCCUCAAGUCCACCGAAACUGCAACGAAUGGCGGCAGCGCGAGAAAAGUCCCGCCGCCGGUACCGCUAAAGAGGAAGCUCAGGCGAAGUAUUGGCCUUGUUAGCGAGAAGCCCGCUGUCACGCAGAAACCAGCGCACCUUCAGCUCCGGGCCAGAAUCGUCAAGUGUCGCGGCUCGAGAACCGUGCCCGCCAAGGCAGCGAACACUGGUAGCACUGAGAAUAAGGAGAUGAUAGUGGACAAUGCAGGAGGAGCGACCGUAGUUAGAGAGGAUGACGUGUCGGCGGGACAGAGUCAAGUGGGAUGGGUCAAGAAGAUGGUAGGGCAACUGCAGGCACAAGUUGAUGCAUGAUGAUGAAAGGCGUGAUUAUUCAUUACUUUGUUUUUUUUUAUUUUUGCCGUAUAAGUAAGAGAAAGCUCUGAAAAACUGGCUUCUCUGUUACCCUCGAUUGAAAGAUUUCAUUGAAAACGUUGUAGUUGUAAUUUUUUUUAAGUAAGCGAUUAACCGUGGUUGGCAACGUCUCGAAGAGAUUAUACAAUGAUAUGAAAAAAGGAAUUGAUUGGAAAGUGGUAGAGAUAAGCUACUUAACUCAUCAGCCAACCUCGGAUAAUCAAAAUGAUAAAAUUAACAAAAACCAAUAAAAAUCGUUUAUUUAUGACUGAGUUUCGUGUAGUUUUCAAUGAAAUACUCUACAGGGUUUACUAUUUUAUGGUAUGACUCGACUGUUCUGAUUUUUCGCUGAACUUUCUCAUCUUUGUAGCAAGUCUUGAGUCACGAGUUCGUUAAGGGUUAUUUGUGUUAAAGAGAAUAUAGUGUAUAUUUAAGAGGACGAUGUUAAUCGGAGAAAAUGAUGAGAGUUAAAUUAUUCAGCGUGGAGUCAGCGUUUAAACCACUUGUUGAAGUACGUAAUGUUCCAGAAAUAUAUGCUUGUCCUUAGAAAAGAUAACUUGUGAUAAAAAUUGUUUCAUUCGUCUUCAUUUUUAAUUUCAUGUUUGCGAAGAUUGUAAUAAUUUCUGUAUGAUUUCUUUGUUUUGGUGUAAAAUUGUUCCUUUCAUAAUCAGCAUUCUUGUACAUUUUUUUUAAAUAUAAACUUUCAGAUUUGCAAAUUUGAAUGAUCAGAUUUUUAAAAUAAUAUAGCAACUUAAAGGUAAAUAUGUAUCAAGGAAAUAUGAUAUUGCGUCCACAAUAAUGUUAUCGUCAAAUUUCAAAAAGAUAAUUAUCAUUGUUAAAAAUGAGAUGUUCAAUUUCUAAAAUAUCUACUCAAUGUUUGAUAGAGACAGUGAAACAAAAAAUUUUAAAUAUUUAAACAAACAUAUCUCUAGAUCUCGCAAGAUCAAAAUACGUUGUUAUGGUGUCAACUAUUUAAAAAAAAAGUUCGUCCAUAUAAUGUUAAAAAAAACUUUGAGCCAAAAAUUGUUGAUUAAUAUUGAAAAUUAUGAAUAUGAACUCGAGACAUCAAGUCCACCGAGGUAAGGCUGAGUUUUUGCUAUUAGUUUAUCUGCGAUGGUGCAAAAGUAUACACAGCGGUUAACUUUAAUGCGGUUUAAAUUAUUUUGCAAGCGGAGAAAAGUGACGGGACAAGUUGGCCAUAAUGUCGUGCGAUAAACUUUUGCAUUUUUACUACUAUAGCUUUAAUCUUAAUGCAAAUGAUUUUCGAGUCUUUUUGAAUCUACUGUUAAACUGUGUUAUAGUCUUGCAUAAGGCAAAGUACAAGUAUUUUAUAAUUAUCAUCGUUACAGUAAAUAUAGAAAGGGCUUUUUUGACGUUGAUGGAAUCAGUCUGAGAUAUACUGGAUUUCAAAAGCACAGAUCUCCAUCCAUUUCAAAUCGAUUUAUAUAAAUUUAUGUAGAUUUAUGUACAUUUUUAACAAGAAUUUACAAUGAAAAGGCUCGUAUCGAGUUAUAAAUAACAUUAAUAAAUGUACCUUUAUCGACAGA
Nasonia vitripennis (jewel wasp) is the source of this 6896-nucleotide messenger RNA. RefSeq lists its product as uncharacterized. Lineage: Eukaryota; Metazoa; Arthropoda; Insecta; Hymenoptera; Pteromalidae. The transcript is spliced from 10 exons. The record is from RefSeq and is a predicted model, not a curated record. Bases 1030 to 5310 code for a protein of 1426 amino acids. Gene Ontology annotation, molecular function: guanyl-nucleotide exchange factor activity.